Molecule: messenger RNA, 408 nt
Organism: Rhizopus microsporus ATCC 52813
Lineage: Eukaryota; Fungi; Mucoromycota; Mucoromycetes; Mucorales; Rhizopodaceae
Exons: 2
Coding region: 1-408 (135 amino acids)
Source: RefSeq, a predicted model, not a curated record
AUGCCCAGACCUACAGAAACUGCAAACCUUUAUGAACCUGAGAGCCUUGAUGAUUUCAGUGAUAUACUCGAAAACAACGAGAAAGUUGUAGUUUACUUUUACACUUCUGUCGAUUCUGAAUGCAAAAUCACAAAGCCUAUCAUCCGCAGUCUUGCUUAUAAAUACAAGGACAUCCUCUUCUUUUUGGUUAAUGUCGAUCGCCACGAGGACAUUGCUGAUGAAUAUGGAAAUAUUAAGAGGACGUAUGGAGGCUAUGCUCGUGUAUAUAGAAGGACCCCAAAGUCUAAAGUCGUGCUCUUCCAGCAUGGUCAAUCGAAGGCUGAAAUACACGGUUUUCAUCCUUAUGCAGAAUACGGUUCUAAUGCUUAUGACAUUUAUGAAAAAGAGAUCAGUACUACUUUUGCUUAA